AUGCCGGCGCGGGUCCCCAAGCCGCGAGUCAGACAUCCCCGUUUCCAUGGUCCCAUUAGCUCAGCCUUCAACUUUGACGUCGCAAGGUCAAGUCUUCAGAACAUGGGCAUUGCCCCGGCAGAGGAGGUUAUCAACGAUGACCUGACCUCAGCACAAGCUACCCCUGCCGAGUCGCCUCCGCAGGUCCCAUCUUUUGUACCUCCUCUUGUUCAUCCAACCAAGGACCCAAUAUGGACGAUCAAACGCGAAGAGGCUCUCCGGCUCUGUCGUAUUUAUGAAGAAGAAAUCGGAAUCAUGUACCCGCUCGUCGAGAUCGACAAGGUAACCCAGCAGGUAAACCUGCUGUAUACCUUCAUGGAGGCUGCGACACGGACCGGGUUUGCCCAGCGGGGGCUACCUGGCUCCGACGGCCUUCAAGACGACAGUACAAAUUUGUUGAAGAUGAUUCUUGCAACAACCCUGAUCGUCGAAGGAGGCGGACAGAGUGAACUCGGUCAACGUCUCUACCUCAGUGUUAAACCCGUGAUUGAGGCCAAACUAUGGGAACCUUUGGAUAUCAAGACUAUCCAGCUUUUCGGGAUGGCUACCUAUCACUUUCACACGGAUGAUGAUGCCAUGGCUUACCGCGUUAUCGGUCUCGCUGCUCGCAUGUGUCUCGAAAUGGGCCUUCACCGACGGGAUGCGCUCGCGAAAUCCUUCCCUAACGAGGAGCAAUGGCCUGAAGUGAUCAAAAUUUUCUGGGCAGUGUACAGUCUGGACAGACGCUGGAGCUUCGGAACAGGGCUGCCCUUUGUCAUCCAGGAUGAGGACAUCGAUCCCAACCUGCCGGAACCGGACUCGUCCCUGCCGUAUUUGAAAUGCAUGGUAUCAUACAAUCGCAUUAGCUCGAAGAUCUGGUACUCUGGACUAGGCUCCGAAGGUACAACUGAUAUCCGCCGAGACGAGAUCGGCUACCUGGACUAUCAGAUCCUCCAAUGGUAUAAGCAGGUCCCCGACUCGCUCAAGUUCUACUCCGUCGAGUCUCCCAAGCACGGCGAGAACGCCAGCCGGGGCCUCCGACGGCUACGAGUACUGCUAUAUCUUCGUAUGAACCAGCUUCGUAUCCUGAUCUACCGCCCGGUCCUUCACUCGGCUGCCAGCAUCGCGGAAGACAAAGGUCACGCGCAGACUGUGGUGGAUGUCGCGAAAGACACCGUCCGGGUUCUGACCCAGCUCAACCAGAUGUCGGAUAUCUAUCGCACACAGCAGAUCACGUUCAACUACUUUCUUGUUGCUGCGUUGGCAGUCCUCUUCCUGGCCGUAUGUCAUGCACCAGCGGAAUUCAACCGUCAGGUGCGAGACGAGUUCUACAUGGCCCUCGACCUGAUCAACGGGUUCAGCACCAAGUCGUAUGUCUCCAAGCGGCUAUGGAAGACAAUCAAAGGUCUCCGGAAAAUUGGCGAAAGACUGGGUGUACUGGUUCGUCCCUUCGGAUCUGACUCCAACGACCCUCAUUCAACGGCGGCCGUGGCCAUGGCUGGGUUGGCGGGUCACCCAAUUGAGAACAUAUCGGUGUACGGUUCCCUGAACGGUGUUGGUGAGCUGGGCAACAGUCCGUUGAAUGGACUGCAGAUGAGCCACGAACUCACGAACCUGUUCGAGGCCGUGGGCGGAUUCAGCUCAUUUAUGGCGUCCGGCACGGGACCAGAUGGAAUGAAUGGGUUUGUUGGCCACGACGGCGAAAUUCAAAAUACGGGCGAGGGACUUUCAGGAGUUUUGGGGGAUGAAGGAGAGCUAUCACGAGUCAUUCGAGACUUGUUUUGA
Messenger RNA from Aspergillus terreus NIH2624, 1803 nucleotides. Its product is annotated as transcription factor domain-containing protein. The record is from RefSeq and is a predicted model, not a curated record. Gene Ontology annotation, molecular function: RNA polymerase II cis-regulatory region sequence-specific DNA binding; DNA-binding transcription factor activity, RNA polymerase II-specific; zinc ion binding. The transcript has 3 exons. Gene Ontology annotation, biological process: DNA-templated transcription; positive regulation of transcription from RNA polymerase II promoter by galactose. The coding region runs from base 1 to 1803 and encodes 600 amino acids. Gene Ontology annotation, cellular component: nucleus. NCBI's taxonomy places the organism in Eukaryota, Fungi, Ascomycota, Eurotiomycetes, Eurotiales, Aspergillaceae.